AUGGACAUGUUAACCAACAAUCAAGAAGAUCAAUUCGAUUCUGCUAAUCAGUCAGGCCAAGGAGGUUCAUCUACAAACCUUGGCACCGAUCGGUCCUGCCCAGGAGGUUCAUCAACAAAUCUCACCACUCAUCUGUCUCAAAAAGGCCAAGGCGAUCUAUCUCAAACUCCUGACAUUGCGAUUCUUUUGAACCAAGCAAACUCAAUGAAUACCAACAGUUUGGGUUCUAGUCAUGCCCAAGGGGAUCCUGCUAUCACUGCAGGUCCUGGAGCAAACCAACCAGUCACUCCUCAAGGAAGUUCUGUUAAGGACCUCGAUAAGUCAACAAGCAAUCAACCUUCAAAUUCGGAAAUCAGCCUUUCAAAUCCGCCAAACCUUGAUGAACCAAAUGGCUUCUUUGCCGCAAAACCAAAUAGUGUUGUGGAAUCAACUACCAAAUUGGCUAAAACAUCACUGAACGACCAACAAGAACAAGCCCGUGAUACAAAUAUCAAUCAGGAUAGUUCUCAAGAUAUCAGCUCUUCUCAUACAAAUUCUCUGAACCGGAUUAACAGUGUUGUGGAAGCAACUACCAAAUCCGCUAAAACAUUAUUCAACAGCCAACAAGAAGAAGCCAGCAAUACAAAUAUCAAUCAAAAUAAUCUUCACGAUGACAAAGAUACCUUUAUUUCAGACAGGCUAGCGUAUGAAAUUGAGAAAGCUGGGAAGUCUCUGGCUCACUCAGAUUUUUCCUCAGCGGAUACAGGAAACAUUAACUCUUCUUCUUUGACCAACAACUCCAAUGAUCAAGUGGAAACACCUUCUCAAUCUCAUCCAGCUUCAACACCUCAGGCCAAUCAGAAGAGCAGUGCGACUGUUGAAGACACUAGUUAUCAAAGAAAUAUCAGACCAAGACUAGCAACGUCUGAUACCCCAAUUCCGUCUAAUCAGCACUCUGAUGCUGCCUCAAAACCCCAUUUGCUCUCUGAAACUCUGACCCCGGCAAAAGCGGCUUCUGACUCGACAGCCACAAUUCCCAAUACUAUUGAACAAGCAACAAGUCAUUCUCUUGGAAGUUGUGUCUUAGAUAUCAGUGAAGACUUGAAUCAUCAAGAAGAAAUCCAGAGCAACCACAAGCAAUCACAAUUGACUUCUUUUGACAUCUCUACCUUAAAAAGGGAUGUUCGAGCAAGAGUCGAGGUUGAUAGUACUUCUAUUCAAUCACCGCAGCAGAGCUCAGAGAAGAAACCUUUGUAUGCAUCAACUGCCAUUCCCAUUUACUCUAAGCUCAUGGCUGCUUUAGAAGAAGCAAAGCUGUCCAAUUGUUGGACUGCUCCAAUUGCAAUCCAACUGGAGGAACUUGCUUCCAAGUGUAUGAAAACCGGCAAUGCAAUAAUACAGAAGAAACCCCUUCCCCCCAAAGACGAGGUGAUAAUGAUCCCGGACAAUGAGGACGAAGACCUACUCACAAAAUACGGAAUUUCUCUUCAACUCUUCAAUAUUGACAAUGGCCAACUCAAUCCGAUUGCAAGUACCAGCCAAAAUAAUUCAACAUACAACGUGACGAAAGGGCCACUUGGAGGGGAAGAGAAUCACGACCGCCUGGUCGACUUGAAGAAUGUAGCGCUUGAAAACAAGGAGAUCCUUGAGGAUAAUCAUGACACGCUUGAAGUUUCUCAGACCGAAGUUAUAGGCGAUAAGAGGAAGGGUGGGAAAGAUGGAUUUGCGGUCUCAACUUCACCUAACCCUACUUGCGAACAUCAGAUUCACAACGUCAAUGAUAUAUGUAGUGAACCUAAUCAAGCUACACCGACAAACCUACCUGAUAAACAAACUCAAGAGUCAGCUUGUCUGUAUGAUCAAGCCUGUGAUCAAGACCCACCAAACACAUCUGACAAACGAACUGAAGAUUCAGCUGCUAUCAACGAUCAAGACUGGCCAGCCCUAUCUGCAGAGCAAACUGAACAGUCACCACCUGUGGAUGAUCAAGCACGGUCCACCCUUUCCAAAGAACGAAUUGACAAUUCAACUCCUAUGGACAAUCAAGGUAAUCAGUCAAACAAUCAAAUAACCAAUUCAGAGGGUCCGGUUGAAGAAGAUGUUCACCAAAUCAAUAAAAGAAAUUUGUGA
Molecule: messenger RNA, 2109 nt
Organism: Melampsora larici-populina 98AG31
Lineage: Eukaryota; Fungi; Basidiomycota; Pucciniomycetes; Pucciniales; Melampsoraceae
Exons: 4
Coding region: 1-2109 (702 amino acids)
Source: RefSeq, a predicted model, not a curated record